Molecule: messenger RNA, 1166 nt
Organism: Punica granatum (pomegranate)
Lineage: Eukaryota; Viridiplantae; Streptophyta; Magnoliopsida; Myrtales; Lythraceae
Source: RefSeq, a predicted model, not a curated record
UCUUUCCAUCCAGAAGUAGCACAAAUGACGGGGAAACUCUUUCGGAAUUGAACAGCGUUGUCGUCUUCGAGCCAGUAACCAUGCCGAUGGAGACGGUCCAAACAAUUGCUUCUAGAAUGUCUCAAUCUGCGGACACCAUACCAGAGGAGUACAUCAGGAGAGACAAGGAGGAGCCAUCGGUGGAGGCUGGUGAUGGCCCAGUCCCUAAGAUCCCGACAGUGGACCUUGGAGAAGCGGACCAGGAGAAGCUGGUGAAAGCUGUUGCUGGUGCCAGCGGUGAAUGGGGGAUAUUCCAGGUGGUAAACCACGGGAUACCCGACAAUCUCAUAAGCAGGCUGCAGCAUGUCGGAAGAGAAUUCUUUGAACUCCCACAGGAAGAGAAGGAAGUGUACGCUAAGGCCCCGGACUCUUCGGGCAUCGAAGGUUAUGGGACCCAGGUCCAGAGUGAUCCUCGGGGCAAGAAAUCCUGGGCGGACCACCUUUUCCAUAAGAUUUGGCCACCUUCCUCCAGGAACUACCAGUUCUGGCCUAAGAAGCCGACUUCAUACAGGGAGGUGAAUGAAGAAUAUGCAAGGUACCUGCGACAAGUCGCGGACAAACUCUUCCGGAGCCUGUCGCUGGGGUUGGGCCUAGAAGAGAACGUGUUGAAGGACGGAGCAGGAGGGGAGGAGCUGCAAUAUGAGCUCAAAAUAAAUUAUUACCCCCCGUGUCCUCGUCCCGACCUGACCUUCGGGGUGCCGGCCCAUACGGAUCUGUCAGCCCUCACUAUCCUCGUGCCCAAUGAGGUUCCUGGGCUACAGGUCUUCCAGGACGACCGCUGGAUCAAUGCCGAAUACGUCCCCGGUGCGUUGAUCAUCCACAUUGGCGACCAGAUUGAGAUCCUAAGCAACGGAAAGUAUCGCAGCGUGCUGCAUAGAACAACAGUGAACAAGGAGAAGGUGAGGAUGUCAUGGCCGGUUUUCCUGGAGCCGCCCAUGGAUUGGGUGGUUGGUCCAUUGGCGCAGCUGGUGGAUGAUGAGAAUCCUCCCAAGUUCAAGUCCAAGAAGUUCAAGGAUUAUAUGUACUGCAAGCUCCACAAGCUUCCCCAGUAGCUUCCCUUCCCACAUUAAUAUGUUCGUGCAGUUUCAUGGAUGUUUUGUUUUACAUAGAGAGUGAUUUUACUCAGA